AUGAAUUUAAGAGAAGAAUAAGAGUAAUAUUAAUAAAUCAAUAUAUUAGUUGUUUGGAGAUAAUAAUUUAUUCUUUUGAGAUAGGAUUUACAAAAAAGUUGUACAUUUCACUAUUAAAUUUAAGAAGAGAUUAUAAAGAUAUAUAGACUUAUUAAAAUAUAUUCAAUCAAAUUUAAGUUAUAGAUUUAGAGAGGGGAUAAUUUGAUUUAAUCAAUUAGAAAUGGUAUGAAACAAUAAAUGGUUGUAUGCAUAGAAUAGCUAAUUGA
Messenger RNA from Paramecium pentaurelia, 266 nucleotides. The record is from the annotation of a GenBank genome assembly. Lineage: Eukaryota; Ciliophora; Oligohymenophorea; Peniculida; Parameciidae.